AAGGGGAGGACACGGCUGAGGCCGAUCACUAUUGUUAAUCUCGAGCUUAGGCACGCCACCAACCAUACUAAACGCGAGUGCCUCCAGAGCGACAGGGCGGACAUGCGCGGGUACGUGUCGUUUUGCCUCCUCUCUCCCCUGACCCUCACGCUCUCCCCCCGUCCUCGGCAUUCCGUGGCCCAUGCCCCGUGCCAGACCGGGUCGUUGUCGCCAUUGCGCAUCCAUGUUGAUUAAUGUUAUUCCACCACGCCCCCCUUUAUAGGGACCACCUCGUCGCUCCUCCUCAUCCUUCUCCUUGCUCCAUGUUCGGUGGCGUGGUCAUGGUGGCGAGGGCAGCCCAGCUGAGCGUUAGUCGUAGCUCGUGCCUACCAGGUAGAUAGGAGGCUGGUGUUGCUUGGAAGGAGGAAGGCCAGGCCAUGGCGCUCGAAGCCGUGGUGUUCCCGAAGGAGCACCUCGCGUGCGCGGCCAAGGCGGGAUCGGCGUCGCUGGGCUGCGGCUUCGACAUUGACGACCUCGAGGAGAAGGGCGGCGUGGUUCUGCAGGUAGAGGCCGCCGGCGCGCUGCCGCUCGGUGCCGGUGCUGCCACCGCAUGGGACGCGGCGCUCUGCCCGUGCUCCGUCGCUCCUGGCGCCGUGGAGGAGUGCUGGGACGCGCCGCGCCACCUCUCCGUGUCGCCGCCGCCGGUGCCCGCGGUAGCGGCUCAGGGAGGACGCGGGAAGGCGGCCGCGUCGGGGGCGGCGCGGAGGCGGCGACGGCGGCCGAAGGCGGUGAAGAACACGGAGGAGAUGGAGAGCCAGCGCCGCAACCACAUUGCCGUGGAGCGCAACCGGCGGCGGCAGAUGAACGAGUACCUCGCCGUGCUCCGCUCCGUCAUGCCGCCCUCCUACGCGCAGCGGGGCGACCAGGCGUCGAUCGUGGCCGGCGCCAUCAACUUCGUCAAGGAGCUGGAGCAGCUGCUGCAGUCGCUGGAGGCGCGGAAGCGGCGCGCGGGCUGCACCGAGCCGCCGCCGCCGCCGUUCGCCGGCUUCUUCACGUUCCCUCAGUACUCGACCGGCGCCACCGGUGCUGCCGGCGCUAGCGAUAGUUCUGGCUCUGCGGCCGGCGAUCAGAGCGGCGGCGGCGGCGGCGGCUGCGCGGGGGCGCGCCGCGGCGUGGCCGACAUCGAGGUGGCCGUGGCGGAGAGCCACGCCAACGUGAAGGUGCUCGCGCCGCGGCGGCCCAGGCAGCUGCUGAGGAUGGUGGUGGCGCUGCAGUGCCUCGGGCUCACCGUGCUCCACCUCAACGUGACCACCACCACCGACCACCUGGCCUUCUACUCCUUCAGCCUCAAGAUGGAGGAUGAAUGCCGGCUAUCGUCGGUCGACGACAUCGCCGCCGCGGUGAACGAGAUCGUCGCGAAGGUCUCCGACGAGGUCAUCAGUCAGUUAGCUGCUUAGCUGCAACAGUACUAAGCUAGUGUCAUGUAUUGUAACAACAAUUUGAUCCUAGUACAUGGAUAACUGAGGCAACAAGUGGCAAUUCGCGCCAUUGUCAGGCAUGUACUAAGUAGUAGGGUUCCAUGUUUGCGUGCAAGUAAACAUGUAUCGAUUGGACCAGCUUAAUUAUAAUUUUGCAUCUCAGUACUAAUAA
This is a messenger RNA of Panicum virgatum (switchgrass), 1629 nucleotides long. RefSeq names its product transcription factor bHLH94-like. Gene Ontology annotation, molecular function: protein dimerization activity; RNA polymerase II cis-regulatory region sequence-specific DNA binding; DNA-binding transcription factor activity, RNA polymerase II-specific. The record is from RefSeq and is a predicted model, not a curated record. The transcript is spliced from 3 exons. Gene Ontology annotation, biological process: regulation of transcription by RNA polymerase II. The coding region runs from base 417 to 1436 and encodes 339 amino acids. NCBI's taxonomy places the organism in Eukaryota, Viridiplantae, Streptophyta, Magnoliopsida, Poales, Poaceae.